Messenger RNA from Blepharisma stoltei, 327 nucleotides. Lineage: Eukaryota; Ciliophora; Heterotrichea; Heterotrichida; Blepharismidae. The record is from the annotation of a GenBank genome assembly.
AUGGAGUCCGAAGAUAACACCAUCAAAGUCAGUGCAAAGUCUAACCCUGGCAGCUAUAUUUUUGAAGGCAAAGAAAAGCUCAAAAGCAAAGGAAGUGUCGCUUUCCACGCAAUUGGUGGAUCCAUAGUGAAUGCAGUGAGAGCAUCAGAAAGAUUAAUUGACCUUGGCUAUGCCACCCUUACAAAGUUCGAGACUUCUUGCAUUGACGAGAAAGAUUUUAACGGACAGCCGAGAAAAGUAUAUAAAGUUGUUCUUCAGCUUGCCAGAACUCCAGACUUUGACAGUAUCUAUGAUGAAUUUGAAAAGAAAAGAGCAACUAAAAACUAA